Molecule: messenger RNA, 3636 nt
Organism: Triticum aestivum (bread wheat)
Lineage: Eukaryota; Viridiplantae; Streptophyta; Magnoliopsida; Poales; Poaceae
Product: putative pentatricopeptide repeat-containing protein At5g13230, mitochondrial
Exons: 3
Coding region: 109-2595 (828 amino acids)
Biological process (GO): RNA modification
Molecular function (GO): zinc ion binding; RNA binding; protein binding
Source: RefSeq, a predicted model, not a curated record
UUCCGCGGCCCUAAUUCGGUAGACGGGGGCCCAGAAAAAAACUGAGACCAAAAAAUCCUGUCGGUGCGCUGCCGCUGCCGCUGCCGCCCGUCAGUCCCGCCACGGCCGAUGAUCCGGCGUGUGAGCCGCCGCCUCCUCCCGGCCGUCUCUCACCACACUCGCACGCCCCGCCGCGAACUCGCGGCCAACGCGGCGCUGCAGUGGCUCGACGACGAGCUCACCUCGCUCGCCCUCCCCGAACCCGGGCGCGGACCCGGGGUCGACGCGCACGCGUGCGCCAGGCUGCUGCAGGGCUGCGUCGCGCGCGGCGACGCCCGCGGCGGCCGCGCCGUGCACGGCCACGUCGUGCGGGGCGGCGGCCUCGACCUCUUCUGCGCCAACGUCCUGAUCAACCUCUACGCCAAGCUCGGGCCCCUCGCUGGCGCGUGCAGGGUGUUCGACGGGCUGUCGGAGCGGAACAUGGUGUCUUUCGUCACGCUCCUCCAGGCCCACGCGCUGCGGGGGGAGUUUGAGCCGGCGACGGCGCUGUUCCGGAGGCUGCGGCGGGAGGGGCACGAGGUGAACCAGUUCGUGCUCACCUCGGUGCUGAAGCUGGUUGUUGCCAUGGACGCUCUGGGGCUCGCCUGGGGCGUGCACGCUUGCGCGUGCAAGCUGGGCCAUGACCGGAACGCCUUUGUCGGGUCUGCGCUGAUCGACGCCUACUCCAUGUGUGGGGUUGUCGGUGAUGCAAGGCGCUUGUUUGAUCGGAUCGCGGGUAAGGAUGCCGUUGCUUGGACUGCUAUGGUUUCUUGCUAUUCUGAGAAUAACCGCCCGGAGGACGCGCUUCAGGUUUUCCGGGAGAUGAGGGUGGCGGUUUCUAAGAUCAACCCCUUUGCACUGACCAGCGUGCUCAGGGCUGCCGUGUGCUUGUCGUCGGUUGCGCUAGGCAAAGGUAUCCAUGCCUGUUCAGUAAAAACGCUUUAUGAUGCUGAGCCUCGCGUUUGUGGUGCGCUGCUUGAUAUGUAUGCCAAGUGUGGGGGUAUUGAGGAUGCCCGCUUGGCUUUCGAGAUGGUUCCCCAUGAUGAUGUGAUACUUUGGAGUUUUAUGAUAUCCCUGUACGCACAGAGCAAUCAGAACGGGCAGGCCUUCGAGCUAUUCAUCAAAAUGAUGCGGUCUUCUCUGGUGCCUAAUGAAUUUAGUCUAUCAAGUAUUCUGCAAGCUUGUGCUAAUAUGCCCCUCUUGGACCUAGGCGAGCAAAUUCAUAGCAAUGCUAUAAAGAUUGGUCAUGAGUCUGAGUUAUUUGUUGGAAAUGCACUAAUGGAUCUCUAUGCCAAGUGCAGCGACAUGGAAAGCUCACUCAAGAUCUUCUCAUCAUUGCGGGAUGCCAACGAGGUGAGCUGGAACACAAUUAUUGUUGGUUACAGCCAGUCUGGUUUUGGAGAAGAUGCUUUGACUGUAUUCCGUGAAAUGCGUGCUGCUCCAGCACCUUCAACUCAAGUUACAUACUCAAGCGUGCUCCGGGCUUGCGCAAGCACAGCAUCCAUCAAUCACGUUGGCCAGGUUCACUGUUUGGUUGAGAAAUCCACAUUCAACAGUGACACCAUUGUAAGCAAUUCACUUAUUGACUCAUAUGCAAAGUGUGGAUGCAUCAGGGAUGCUCGCAAGAUAUUUGAAACUCAGAAAGAACAUGGUUUAAUUUCAUGGAAUGCCAUAAUCUCAGGAUAUGCUGUUCAUGGACAUGCUGCACAGGCCCGAGAACUUUUUGACAGGAUGAACAAAAAUGGUAUUCAAGCUAACGAUAUCACUUUUGUUGCUCUCCUGUCUGUCUAUGGUAGCACGGGUUUAGUGAGCCAAGGACUCUCUCUGUUUAAUUCUAUGAAGCUUGAUCAUGGCAUCAAACCAUCCAUGGAGCAUUACACUUGCAUUGUUAGGCUUCUAGGACGUGCUGGCCGUCUGCAUGAUGCUCUGAACUUUAUUGGAAGUAUCCCUUCAGCACCAUCUGCUAUGGUUUGGCGUGCAUUGCUUAGCUCCUGUAUAGUGCAUAAAAAUGUGGAUCUGGGGAGAUUUUCUGCAGAGAAGGUGCUUGAGAUUGAACCACAAGAUGAGACAACUUAUGUCUUGCUAUCAAACAUGUAUUCUGCAGCUGGAAAUUUGGAUGAAGUUGCUCUUUUGAGGAAAUCAAUGAGGAAUAUAGGUGUAAGGAAGGAGACUGGUCUUAGUUGGGUUGAGAUGAAGGGUGAAGUUCAUGCCUUUUCAGUAGGGUUGGAAGACCAUCCAGAUAUGCGAGUGAUACAUGCUAUGCUAGAAUGGCUAAACCUGAAAACCCAUAGGGCAGGUUAUGUUCCUGAUACUAACGUAGUGUUGCAUGACGUAGAUGAGGAACAAAAGGCUCGCAUGCUGUGGGUGCAUAGUGAGAGAUUGGCUUUAGCAUAUGGGCUUGUGAUGACACCGCCUGGACAUCCAAUUCGGAUAAUGAAGAAUUUGCGCUCCUGCUUGGAUUGCCAUGCCAUAUUUAAGGUGAUAUCCAAAAUAGUCAAACAAGAAAUUAUUGUGAGAGACAUCAAUCGCUUUCAUCAUUUUGACAAGGGAACAUGCUCAUGUGGUGACUAUUGGUGAUGUUCCAUUGUCCAUUCAUGUAUUGAAGGGAGCUGCUCAUUGAUUUGCAUCACCUUUAGUAAUACUGGAUUGCUGGUUGAAAUGAUUAUGUUGAUGAUUUGCUGGACAUAAAAGAGCACUCUUUGUUCAGGUGAAUCAUGUACCAGGUUGGCAUCAAUCAGCAGGAUAAUUUGCAAAAAGAAAAAUGCUUGCUUGAUCUGGACUAAGCAAAGAAUGUUUUUCUUUAGAGAAAAUGCAGGAGGCUUGCUUCUUGAUGUAUUGAAAAGGUAGAAAGGAUAGUACAACCCAGGAGGGCAAGAUACAACACACACUAGAAAAGGAGAGAGAGAGAGAGAGAAAGAUUAGUGCACAUCCCAAUCAACUGGGAUUAGAACACGCAACCGCAGAGCACCGGCACGAGCCAAAUGGUGGGCCUCAUCCCUGAUUAUACCUGAUAGCCCUCUCCAGAAUGUUACACUGAAGGAUACAGAAAACAUCAAUUGAAGGAUACAGAAAACUUCAGGUUUUGUGCGGUUUCUGGUGAAACCCUCUGAUCAUGAAAUUGCCUUGUCAUGAUCAGUGAAGAUUAAAGCGAAAGGGUUGUUUUGGCUAUGAUAGCAAAAGAGAUUAGAACAUUUCAUCUUUCUCCGGAGGACAGGGAUUUAGUUGGCAAACUGCGGAUACUGCCUUUAUCGAUGAUUUUCUUGGGUAUCCUGAAAUGGAUCAGCGAACUGAACACCAUUGUACAUCACAACAGACAGUAGAAGGGCACCUUCAAUUUGUUUUCCUGGUUACUGCUGAAGUUUUGAAAAGUUGACCAGGUGCGAAUAUUGAAGCUCGCUAAAUUUAGGAUCGAUGAAACAUACAUAAACGCUGCAUAUUUUUCUUUGGUCUGGCUAUAUAUUCUGCUUCAUCUUUAAGCCGAGUCAGCGACCUACACUUUUGACCAUGGUGUUUGACAGUUUUGUAUUGGUGAUAGAACAAUGUAGUUGUGUCAUUAGUGUUUGUUUGUCCUAUUCUAUAUAGUGUUUUUAAUAAUCAGGUUAAGAACCAAAUAAGGAC